AUGGUGCUCAGACUUCCCAUUCCUCCUUUCCCCUCCAGGAUGGGUUUCUUCAGGUUUCUGUGUUCUAUUAAGAACGAUAUAAUCCUCUUUCUGACACCAUGCGUCCUCCUUCCUCUACCACUGCUGAUCGGGACAUCGGAGGCCGAAUGUGCCUAUGUGAUCAUCUUGAUGGCUGUGUACUGGUGCACGGAGGUACUGCCAUUGGCUGUGACCUCGCUCCUACCAGCUAUCCUUUUUCCCUUUUUUGGCAUUAUGCAGUCUAAAGAUGUGGGUAUGCAGUACUUGAAGGACACCAACUUGUUAUUUGUGGGUGGACUGCUGGUUGCUGUGGCUGUAGAGCACUGGAAUUUGCACAAACGCAUUGCUUUAAGGGUGCUGCUUUUUGUUGGUGUGCGACCAGCACUGUUGAUGCUGGGUUUCAUGGGUGUUACUGCAUUCUUGUCAAUGUGGAUCAGUAACACAGCUACCACAGCCAUGAUGGUCCCCAUUGUUCAAGCAGUGCUGGAUCAGCUCAACACCACUGAAAGCGAAGUGCCACAAACCAUCAGUUCAGACCAGAAUAUUCAGACUUCUGAGACUGACAGCAAACCACCUGUUCAGACAGAAAAGGAGAAUGAAGGACAGGGUCCCGUGGUGGUGACUUUCCUAGAUGCCUCAGUAGAGGUUGCCAGGCAUAAGGAGGCAAUGGAGAGGAGGAAAAUGGGUAAAGGGAUGACCUUGUGCGUUUGUUACGCCGCUAGCAUCGGGGGCACUGCCACCUUGACAGGAACUGGUCCCAAUCUGGUGCUUAAGGGACAAAUGAACCAACUGUUUCCUGAAAAUGACGAUGUGAUUAACUUUGCCUCUUGGUUCGGAUUUGCAUUCCCCAACAUGAUUAUUAUGUUGACUCUAGCCUGGCUUUGGUUGCAGUUCGUCUUCAUGGGAUUUAAUUUCAGGAAAACAUGGGGCUGUGGGACAACCAAAACAGAAAAGGAGAUUGCUGCAUAUAAUGUGAUCCGUGAGCAACAUCGACAGCUGGGGCCAAUGAGUUUCGGAGAGAUAAAUGUCCUGUUUCUCUUCGUUUUGCUGGUACUCCUUUGGUUCUCAAGAGAUCCAGGUUUUGUUCAUGGCUGGGCUACCGAUCUAAACUCCAGUGCAGAAUAUGUGACAGAUGCCACAGUGGCGAUCUUUGUGGCCAUCCUCCUCUUCGUCCUACCCUCUGAAUUACCAUGGUUCUGCUCAUGCAGGACUCAAAGGUUUGACAUAACAACACAGCAGUCCUCUGGCUCAACACCUCGACUCCUCAGCUGGAAAGUUGCCCAAAAGAAGGUACCCUGGGGCAUUGUCCUUCUCCUUGGGGGUGGGUUUGCCCUCGCUAAAGGAAGUGAAGUAUCAGGACUGUCUAAGUGGAUGGGAGACCAAAUGGCUCCCCUGCAGAACAUCCCUCCUUGGGGAAUUGCUAUCAUUUUAUGCCUACUGAUUGCUACUUUCACAGAGUGCACCAGUAAUGUGGCGACUGCAACGCUGUUCCUUCCUGUCUUAGCCUCAAUGUCUCAGUCCAUCGGAAUCAAUCCGCUGUACGUCAUGGUGCCCUGUACUCUGAGUGCUUCAUUCGCCUUCAUGCUGCCAGUCGCCACCCCUCCAAACGCCAUCGUGUUUUCUUAUGGACACCUCAAGGUUGCUGACAUGGCUAAGACUGGUAUAGUUAUGAACAUCAUUGGUAUUAUUUGCAUCACACUGGCUAUUAACACCUGGGGCAAAGCCAUGUUUCACCUGGACACCGUCCCCGCCUGGGCAAACGUCACAAGCAAUUGAACGACUUCUGCAGUAGACAUGAUCUAUGCACGCACCGCUGUGCCCUGCCCUUCCCAUCCUCAGAUGACAAACACCUAAAGCCAGACUGAAAGCGCGUGGACCAAGCAGCAAUCUUCAUGCGUUAUGUUGCUGUCUCGAUUUUUUAUGGAUGUUUAGAGUGACAGAAAAUCAGGGUAAAUUUUAACAGGUAAAGGAUGGAUCAUAGACAGCAACAUUUAUGCAUCAAAAUGAAGCUAUACUGUAAUGAAGGACCUUGGUGCCUUAAAUCACAUGGCAAAAACCAAAAUAACAUUUGUCAAGUUAACCAUGAAAUCUGGUCGAUCUUGGCAGUUUAUUCUGUCUGUGCCACUGAGGAAUUUUUUUUGUUUGUUUUAUUUAAAUGUAGCCAAAUGUUUAUAGAAAGUGUUUUUUCUAAAUAUAUACAUGCUCUUGCACACUUAAACCUUGACAUUAUUCACAUAUUUUCUAGUAAAAAAAAAAAGAAAACAUCAACUUCAGUGUGAUAAAGCCUUUUUUUUGUGAUAGAUCAAAACAAAGUAUGUCUUAUGGAAUUAAAUUGAUAUAUGUUUGGGGAAAAAAAAUCUGAAAAGUGUGAUGUGUGUGUGUGUGCGUAUUUUAGCUAUCUUGUGUGUCCAUAAGCCCUCCUGAUGCUGUUUGCAUUUGGACACCUCUUCUUACACAACAUGAGCAAUUCUUGUAUCUCUAUUUUGCAGUAAUGUCUUAUUUGUGUUGAUCUAUGACAGAAAAUUACAAUAAAAAUGUAUUGAAGUUUCUGUAGUAUGGUAAAAAUGUAAAAGAGUGGAAGGUCUGAUAAUAUUGUUGCAAGGCACUGUAAUUUAUCGUAUUGGACAUAUAGUAUAUUAAAUGCCUCUUUGUUUUUUCUUGAUUACUCGAAGCAAAAUUUGUUUUUAUUCUAUAUUAUAUAAUACCGGACAGCUUUGUUCUGCUUUUCUCACCUCACAAGCAACUUACACUGUAACACUACAUUGUUUUUUAAUGCAAAAUAACUUAUUAAAUAUCUGGAUGGACUUAUCACUAUGCAUAGUUUGUGCUCUAAAAGCUUCCUUUAAUUAUUUUUUUUUUUGACUCUGUGGAAUUAGGAAUUUAAUAGAAAACAUUUCUAAUUUGUAUGUACAGUAUGUGUAAAUGGUUUUGCUUUUUGUUUCUUUUUUAUUUUGC
This is a messenger RNA of Cyprinodon variegatus (sheepshead minnow), 2973 nucleotides long. It is a transcript of the gene slc13a5b, whose product is annotated as solute carrier family 13 member 5-like. Gene Ontology annotation, molecular function: citrate transmembrane transporter activity; succinate transmembrane transporter activity; sodium:dicarboxylate symporter activity. The coding region runs from base 1 to 1794 and encodes 597 amino acids. Gene Ontology annotation, biological process: citrate transport; monoatomic anion transmembrane transport. Lineage: Eukaryota; Metazoa; Chordata; Actinopteri; Cyprinodontiformes; Cyprinodontidae. The record is from RefSeq and is a predicted model, not a curated record. The transcript has 12 exons. Gene Ontology annotation, cellular component: membrane.